GAGAGAGAGAGAGAGAGAGAGAGAUGCAGUCGCUGCAGGAGAAGGCAUCGGCAUGGAGCGGCGUGGAUCAGGCUGACGCAUUCGCCAUAGACGAAUCCAAUCUCUUCGAAAAGCUCGGUCUUCAGAGCUUCAUCAACCUCUCCACUAACUUCUACACCAGGGUAUAUGAUGACGAAGAGGAAUGGUUUCGAUCCAUGUUUGCUAACUCUAAGAAAGAAGAUGCCAUCCAGAACCAGUAUGAGUUCUUUGUUCAGCGUAUGGGAGGCCCUCCUCUGUAUUCUCAAAGGAAAGGUCAUCCUGCUCUGAUUGGUCGUCACCGUCCAUUUCCAGUGACUCACGAAGCUGCCGAGAGAUGGCUGCAGCAUAUGCAAAAUGCUAUGGACGAGUCGGUUGACAUUGACCAGGACUCUAAAGUCAAAAUGAUGAACUUCUUUAGGCACACCGCUUUCUUCCUUGUGGCUGGAAACGAGUUGAAGAACCAGAAUCAGAACAACCAAGUUGCGUGUAAACACGGUGCCAGUAAACCCGCAGAAGAGUAAUCAACAACAGAUUCUCGUUGUAUUUUUUACCUUCCAUUGAAAGUACACAGAUUCAAGGAGAAUUAGUCUUUCUUCGAAAAGCUAUGCGAGAGAAAUAUGACUGGUCUUUACUCUCAUUGCACACUCACGCUUCUUUAGAUUGUCUGAUACAUUUGAAAGAUUCUAAUAAGCUGUAUUACAAUUUCUUACUUCUUCCAUGUCACAUGUAUAAUCCUGCCAUAUGGAUGGAAAAGGAAUCUCAUGUGCACAUUUUAAGAAACCAAAAAGUCCAUUAAUAUCAUUUGAGUAUUU
Molecule: messenger RNA, 830 nt
Organism: Eruca vesicaria subsp. sativa (arugula)
Lineage: Eukaryota; Viridiplantae; Streptophyta; Magnoliopsida; Brassicales; Brassicaceae
Source: the annotation of a GenBank genome assembly